CCGCGCCUCGUCUCUAUGGCGGCCACUCGGCAGUCCCGGGCGCGGAGCAGCAUGAUCGCGGGAGGAGGCGCCGAGGUCGCGGCGCGGUCCCAAGAGGACAGUCCCGGAGGGGCUGACUUUGCCCCGUCGGCGCUGGGGACCCGACAGCAUUGGGAUGCUGUCUAUGAGAGAGGACUGAACAAUUUCCAAGAAUAUGGAGAUAGAGGAGAAAUUUGGUUUGGGGAAGAGAGUAUCAAUCGACUGACAAGGUGGAUGCAGAGACAAAAGAUUCCACUGGAUGCUUCAGUGCUCGAUAUUGGAACUGGAAAUGGUGUUUUCCUGGUUGAACUUGCAAAACUUGGUUUCUCCAAUAUUACUGGAAUUGAUUAUUCCCCUCCUGCAAUACGGCUGUCUGGAAGUGUCCUAGAGAAAGAAGGCCUAUCUAACAUUAAGUUGAAGGUGGAAGACUUUUUGAAUCUCCCCACAGAGCUGUCUGGAUUUCACGUUUGUAUUGACAGAGGGACUUUCGAUGCCAUAAGCCUCAAUCCUGACAAUGCAGCUGAGAAGAGGAAGCAGUAUGUGAAAUCUCUCUCCAGGGUGUUGAAAGUGAAAGGCUUUUUUCUAAUAACCUCGUGUAAUUGGACCAAGGAAGAGUUGCUAAAUGAAUUCAGUGAAGGACUGGAGCUCUUCGAGGAGUUGCCAACACCCAAGUUCAGCUUCGGAGGCCGAUCCGGAAGCAGUGUAGCGGCGCUGGUUUUCCAGAAAACGCGAGACUUCUCCUUGGACAAACCCAGUUAGCUUUUUUUUUUUUUUUUUUUUUUUAACGGAGCCCCUCGUCAGAGCAAACCUGACACAGAAAGUGCAAGUGCAAGUAAAUGCUUAGUAAGUACACCGGACGCACGUGUCGGGCAGAAGCAAAGGUCACGAGCGUGGACGUGGGUGGGUUUUAGAGAGCAACAAAGAGUAACUUGAAAUGCUCUUUUGUAUUUGAAAUGUAACUACUUUUUUCUUUUAGAUCGAAAACAGUUUUCUGUACCUGCUGAACAGUUAAAAACUUGAAAGCAGUAAAUGAAUUCUCAGAAAGUAUGUCUUCUUGA
Messenger RNA from Phyllostomus discolor (pale spear-nosed bat), 1076 nucleotides. RefSeq names its product EEF1A lysine methyltransferase 2 (gene EEF1AKMT2). Lineage: Eukaryota; Metazoa; Chordata; Mammalia; Chiroptera; Phyllostomidae. Gene Ontology annotation, cellular component: cytoplasm. The transcript has 6 exons. The record is from RefSeq and is a predicted model, not a curated record. Gene Ontology annotation, biological process: peptidyl-lysine dimethylation; peptidyl-lysine monomethylation. Bases 16 to 777 code for a protein of 253 amino acids. Gene Ontology annotation, molecular function: protein-lysine N-methyltransferase activity.